Messenger RNA from Planococcus citri (citrus mealybug), 1754 nucleotides. RefSeq names its product methanethiol oxidase. The transcript has 11 exons. The record is from RefSeq and is a predicted model, not a curated record. Bases 188 to 1636 code for a protein of 482 amino acids. NCBI's taxonomy places the organism in Eukaryota, Metazoa, Arthropoda, Insecta, Hemiptera, Pseudococcidae. Gene Ontology annotation, molecular function: selenium binding.
CUAUCCACGUAGACGUAGCCGCGUUUAUCUUAUCGAAUGCAUAAAUGGAUAAGUGUAUGUAGCUGAUAAAAGGCGAACAAACCUGUGUGUUGUUUGUACAAACACAUAAAUCGUAAGACACAGAGUAUUGGCAUUACAUUAGAAUAUUGUUUUGAUUAUCAACGUACCUAUUACACUUUUCGUCGUCAUGUCUCAAGGUCCCGGGUUCGCUUCACCUCAAGAUGCAAUCAAAUUCGGCGAGAGGGAAAAGCUCCUGUAUACGAUAUGCAUCUGUCCAGAACCUUCGAAGAAUAAAAGACCCGAUUAUUUUGCUGUGAUUGACGUCGAUCCUCAGAGUCCAACUUAUAGCCAGGUAAUCCAUCGAGUCCACAUGCCAAAUAUCGCCGAUGAACUUCACCAUUUUGGAUACAAUGCAUGCAGCGGGUGUUAUGGGAUACCUGGAGCUAAACGAAGUCGUAUUGUAAUACCAGCCUUGAACAGUGAUCGAAUUUACUUCCUUAAUGCCGAAGACCCAAAGAAGCCUUAUAUUGAAAAGACAAUAGAACCGGAAGAAAUCCAUAAACUUGGAGUGACCGCAAUGCACACCACACAUUGUGCACCCACAGGUGACAUACUCAUUUCGGCAUUGGGCGAUAAAGAAGGUAACGGUUUAGGCGAGUUUGUGGUUAUCGAUGGUCAAACAUUGGAAUUAAAAGGCACUUGGACUAAGGGUAAAAAAGCCAAAUUCGGGUACGAUUUUUGGUACCAACCUUUCCACGAUGUUCUCAUAGCUUCGGAAUGGGGCGCUCCGAAAUCUUUCAGGAAAGGAUUGAAUAUCGACGACGCAGCCAAUCCAGAUCUCUAUGGUCAAUCUCUCAACGUGUAUUCUUGGUCAAAGCACACACUUGAACAAGUCAUCGAUUUAGGUAAAGAAGGAGGAGUCCCAUUGGAAAUAAGGUUCCUUCACAAUCCCAAAGCAGACCAAGGUUUUGUUGGUUGCGCUCUUCAGGGUAAAAUAUUCAGAUUCUUCCGCAAACCAGACGGAACCUGGGAUGCCGAAAAAGCCAUAGAUGUUCCUGUAAAAACUGUCGAAGGAUGGUUCACUCCAGAAUUUCCAGGUUUAAUUACUGAUAUACUUAUUUCGAUGGAUGACAAAUACUUGUACUUUUCCAACUGGUUACACGGAGAUAUCCGACAAUACGAUAUAACUGAUCCAAAAUCACCCAAACUAGUCGGCCAGAUAUUUUUAGGAGGUAAAUUACAAAAAGAUUCCAAUCUCAAGUUACUCGAAGAUCCAGAAAAUCACGGUUUACAUGAUCCGGUUUAUGUGAAAGGUCGAAGAUUACAUGCAGCACCUCAAAUGUUCCAGUUGAGUUUGGAUGGUAAAAGAAUGUAUGUGACCACAUCAUUGUUCAGUCCAUGGGAUGAGGCGAUUUAUCCGGAGUCAUUAGUACAAGGCGCCACCAUGGUUAAAAUAGACGUCAACACUGAAACUGGAGGAUUGACGUUAGAUCCAGACUUCCUAAUUGAUUUCGGUAAAGAACCCGAUGGUCCUGCAUUGGCUCAUGAAAUUAGAUAUCCUGGGGGAGACUGCACUUCUGACAUAUUUAUGGCCGAUCAGGGUAUUCAGGCUGACCAAUGUUGCUGCCGGAAAUGAAAAACAUUUCUAUUUUUAACGUUCUUUUGUGCCAUUUUACGUACACCUAAGCGCCAUGUUACUACAUAUUAUCAUCCCUUACAUUGUAUUCGUAUGUAAUAUAUUAUUUAUGCAAUAA